AUGAUCAUUAGUCGCCCCGCUACCCUGUCUGAUAUCCCACAAGUUCGGGAUAUCAACCACUGGUACAUUGUUAACAGCUGUUCCACUUUUGCGACUACCCCACCACCGAUAUCUUACUAUGAGGACAUCCUUCGGGACUUGAUGAGGCGAAACCUACCAUUUUAUGUGAUAGUGUCUGACACACGGAAGACACCAGAUGGGGCAGAUUUAAUUCUUGGCUACGCUUACUUGUCACCUUUCCGUGGUCAUUUGCUGUCCUACGCACCGACCGUGGAACUGUCCAUCUUCAUGCGCCAGGACCAAAGGCAAUUUGGCUACGGGACCCUUAUUCUUAGAAAGCUCUUGCGUUUGGUGCAGGAGGGUGAAGUUGAGCACCGCUGCGAAGAGAGAGUGGGCGAUGAUCCACGGAUCGGGUUUGGUAGCUCCAUGGGCGUCAUGAAGACUUCUCUUGUUCAGAAUGUCAUUGCGAUCAUACCCUAUGAUACUGAGGCUCCAGCUGACGGAGAGAUUCUGACGCGAUGGUGCAUGCAGUGGGGAUUUGUCGAGAAAGGGCACUUGGAGAAUGUUGGUAGAAAGAUGAGUCGUUGGAUUGACACUGUCUAUCUUCAGUGGACAGUUCCAGAGCAAACGGAUUAG
Molecule: messenger RNA, 636 nt
Organism: Penicillium coprophilum
Lineage: Eukaryota; Fungi; Ascomycota; Eurotiomycetes; Eurotiales; Aspergillaceae
Product: GNAT family N-acetyltransferase
Exons: 2
Coding region: 1-636 (211 amino acids)
Source: RefSeq, a predicted model, not a curated record